Molecule: messenger RNA, 1803 nt
Organism: Plasmodium yoelii
Lineage: Eukaryota; Apicomplexa; Aconoidasida; Haemosporida; Plasmodiidae
Product: tyrosyl-tRNA synthetase
Exons: 1
Coding region: 1-1803 (600 amino acids)
Biological process (GO): tyrosyl-tRNA aminoacylation
Cellular component (GO): mitochondrion; cytosol
Molecular function (GO): ATP binding; tyrosine-tRNA ligase activity; RNA binding
Source: RefSeq, a predicted model, not a curated record
AUGAUGAAAAUAACCAAAUUAUUAAUAUUAGGGUUGGGAAUAUUGUUAUUUGAGAAAAAUGUGGGAAUACAAUGCUACAAAAGAAGUUCUAUUAUUAAGUGUAGUCAUACAAAUAGCCAAAAUAUAAAUAAAAGUAUUGUGAAAGAAAAGAUAUGUGAAUAUAAAAUAAAAUCGAAUGCUUUAAAAAAAUUAUAUGAAAGAAAAUUAAUUAAUUAUAUCAGUGAUUUAAAAAAUGUAGAUCAAAUAUUAUAUGAUAAUGAAAAUGAAAACGAGAACAAAAAAUCAGUAUAUCUUGGCAUCGACUUAAAUUGUAAAUAUCUACAUAUAGGAAGUUUAGUGCAAUUAAAGACAUUGGAAAUAUUAAGAAACUAUAAAACUGAUGUUAUUAUAUUACUUGGUAAUAGCACAACCAAAAUUGGUGACCCUUCUUUCCAACUAAAUGAAAGAAAAGAAACAUUAAAUGAUGAAAUUUGUGAAAAUGAAAAAAAUAUAAAAAAGAGUAUAAUUGAUUUUAUUCUUAACAAUGAUAAUAAAGAUUAUAUAAAUGAAAAAGAUUUACCAAUGAAAAAAUUGUGUGGAAUAAAUUUAAAUAAAAUAUCGUUUCAAGAAAUUUGUAGAAAAAGUGAUUUGCUAUCAAAAGAUAAAUUAAUAUAUAAAUGCAGUGGGAAAGGAAGUUUGCGAAUCUUAAAAAAUAAUAUAUGGUAUGACAAAAUGAAUAUAAUUGAUUUUUUAAAACAUGGUGGACAUUUUGGAAUUAAUAAAUUACUUAGAAAAGAGAGUGUAAUAAAAAAAUAUCAAAAUAAAAAAUUAACAUUAAAAGAUUUAAAUUAUAUAUCUUUACAAGCUUAUGAUUUUUUAUAUCUAUUUAAGAAAUAUAAUACUUAUAUACAAAUUGGUGGGUCUGAUCAAUGGGGUAAUAUACAAUCAGGAAUUGAAUUUUGUCAAAAUAUUUAUAAUAAACAAUUAUAUGGUUUAACAACAAAUUUGUUAUUAUAUAAAAAUAAUAUUAAAUUUAGUAAAUCUUUGUUUCACGAAAAUAAAAAGCUACCAAUAUGGAUUGAUACGGAAUAUACAUCUCCUUAUCUUUUUUGGAACUUUUUUCGAAAUGUAGAAGAUCAAAAGGUGCAAUCAUAUAUAGACAUGUUAACUAACUUAAACAUAAAUCUAGAUGAAGAGCUAAAAAAUGAAGUGCUAAAAAAUGAAGAGCUAAAAAAUGAAGUGCUAAAAAAUGAAGAGCUAAAAAAUGAAGAGCUAAAAAAUGAAGAGCUAAAAAAUGAAGAGCUAAAAAAUGAAGAGCUAAAAAAUGAAGAGCUAAAAAAUGAAAACGAGAAGAAUGGCAUUGCUUCGCGCUAUGAUGAUAUAAUAAAUUCUGCUAAAAAAAAAAUGGCAGACCAUAUCACAAACACAAUUUAUGGAAAAAGUCUUGUUAAUAAAAUUCACAAAAUAAAUAAAAUAAUUAAAAAUAAUAAGUUUAAUGAGAUUGAAAAUUUACAAGAGUUAAAAAUAUUACCAUAUAAUCAAAUUAAUAUAAAUUUAAUAAAACAAAAUAAAAUUAAUAUUACAGACAUCUUGAAAUCUUUUCAAAUUGCUAUGACAAAUAAACAAGCGAAAGAAAAGAUAAAUCAAAAUUGCAUCUAUAUAAAUACAAAAUUAAUAACAGAUCCAAAAUAUAUAUUAAAUAUUAUGGAUUUCUUAAAAACAAAAAAUGAUAAUAAUUAUUAUGCACUUCUUCGACUUGGAAAAAAAUCAUCAUAUUCUAUAAUAGCCAAAUACGAUAAAAAAGAAACUCUAAACAACGAUUAA